AUGAAGUUGCUCCAUAAAGACAUUGAGAAAGAUAAUGCCGGUCAGGUGACUUUGAUGCCCGAGGAGGCAGAAGAUAUGUGGCACACCUAUAACCUGCUCCAAGUGGGGGACAGCUUGAGAGCGUCAACGAUCAGAAAAGUACAGACGGAGUCUGCUACAGGAAGUGUGGGGAGCUCGAGAGUCAGGACUACUUUGACAUUAUGUGUGGAGUCUAUCGACUUUGACACCCAGGCAUGCCAGCUGAGAGUCAAAGGCACUAACCUUGAGGAGAACCAGUAUGUCAAGAUGGGAGCUUACCACACUAUUGAGCUUGAGCUCAAUAGGAAAUUCACUCUGGCCAAAAAGAACUGGGACAGUGUGGUACUGGAUAGGAUCGAGCAGGCAUGCGAUCCUGCCCAGAGGGCCGAUGUGGCAGCUGUGGUCAUGCAGGAGGGUCUCGCCAACCUGGUGCUGGUGACCCCCGCCAUGACUCUGCUUCGUGCCAAAGUGGAAGUCACUAUUCCUCGCAAGAGAAAGGGAAGUUGCAGCCAGCAUGAAAAGGCAUUGGAGAGGUUUUAUGAGGCUGUGAUGCAGGCAAUUAUUCGCCAUAUUAAUUUUGACGUGGUGAAGUGCAUGUUGGUGGCCAGCCCAGGGUUUGUGAAGGACCAGUUCAUGACGUACCUCUUUAAAGAGGCGGUGCGACAGGACACCAAAGUCUUACUCGAGAAUCGACCCAAAUUCAUGCUGGUGCACUCAUCCUCCGGCCAUAAGUACUCGCUCAAAGAAAUCCUUUGUGACCCCACUGUGACGAGUAGACUUUCUGAUACCAAGGCUGCUGGAGAGGUGAAAGCCCUGGAAGACUUCUAUAAGAUGCUGAAGAACGAGCCUGACAGAGCAUUCUACGGCCUCGGCCAUGUGGAGAGAGCCGCUGAAGCCCUCGCCAUCGACACCCUCCUCAUAAGUGAUCAUUUGUUCAGGCAUCAGGACGUCCCCACAAGGAGCCGUUAUGUCCGCUUGGUUGACAGCGUGAGAGACAACGGUGGCAAUGUCAGAAUCUUCUCAAGCCUUCAUGUGUCUGGAGAACAACUGACUCAGCUGAGCGGGGUGGCCGCCCUCCUGCGGUUUCCCAUUGCUGAUCUGUCAGAUGCAGAAGAUGACGAUAGCUCAGAUGAAGACUCAUAA
This is a messenger RNA of Menidia menidia (Atlantic silverside), 1161 nucleotides long. The record is from the annotation of a GenBank genome assembly. Lineage: Eukaryota; Metazoa; Chordata; Actinopteri; Atheriniformes; Atherinopsidae.